Molecule: messenger RNA, 231 nt
Organism: Arabidopsis thaliana (thale cress)
Lineage: Eukaryota; Viridiplantae; Streptophyta; Magnoliopsida; Brassicales; Brassicaceae
Exons: 2
Coding region: 1-231 (76 amino acids)
Source: RefSeq, marked reviewed
AUGAAUCUGAUCUUCAAAACAAACAAAGACCCGUAUCUUGGAGUUAUCUGUAGCUUAACGCUUCCCCACCAGUUCUUUCUUUCAAAGGCUCUGUCGUACGACUUGAACAAAAGAGAAGGGAUUUGCAAGUUCUUCUUUGUGAGACAGAACACGGAGAAGAAUGGUGUUUCUUUCUCAGUGUUGGGUGUUGUGGGACCCACCGAAACCGCGUUAGUGACGAGGAACCCCUAA